Messenger RNA from Microplitis demolitor, 1800 nucleotides. Its product is annotated as protein croquemort. Gene Ontology annotation, cellular component: cytoplasm; membrane. The transcript has 8 exons. Gene Ontology annotation, molecular function: scavenger receptor activity. Lineage: Eukaryota; Metazoa; Arthropoda; Insecta; Hymenoptera; Braconidae. The record is from RefSeq and is a predicted model, not a curated record. Bases 247 to 1791 code for a protein of 514 amino acids.
AUUCAAGUGUAAUUACAUGCGAUGUUUGUAUACACAUAUAUAUAGAGAUAUAUAUGUGUGUUUACAUCUACGUGUGCGUAAAAAGUAUCAGUUGGAGUUUUAUCUCAAAAAUGGAGACACUCAGAUGACUGUUAUGUUAAUAAAAAAAGUGUUUCCUAAUAUUUUUUAUGAUUAUUUAAAUUCGUAGUUAUGAUAAAUAUUUUAUUUAAUUACAUAUAUAAUUAUUGUACAUAAUUUAUUGUAAAUAUGUCAAUUGAAUCAGUUUCAAUGAGGUUAGAAGAUGAAACGACACCUUUAUUACAGCAGCCAAAAAAAAUGGGGAUUUCUAAUCUUAAAUUGUCGAUCAUCUUCGGGGUUGCUUGUGUUGCUAUUUGUUCUGGGAUAACUGCUGCCCUCCUAUGGAAUUCCAUUUUUUAUAAAAUACUUUUUAAAGAGCUUGUCCUAUCUCCAACAUCACAAAGCUACACCAUGUGGGAAAAAACACCUAUUCCGAUGUACUUAGAAAUUUAUCUAUUUAAUUGGACGAACCCUAAAGACUUUUCAUUACAAUCUAAAUACAAACCUCAUUUCAAUGAAAUGGGUCCUUAUGUCUUCAGUGAAGUAGACUAUAAAGUAAACCAAGUGUGGAAUGAAAAUGACACGAUAACAUUUCAACAAAAACGUGUAUGGCAUUUUAUAGCAUCCAAAUCAAAAGGAACGUUAAGUGAUAAAGUGACAAAUAUUAAUCCAGUAGCAGCCUCAAUAGGAUACAAAUUAAGAUUCAAAGGAUUAUUUGCACUACUUGUAGUUAAUAGUGUCCUGAAAAUUCUUAACGAAACACAGACAAUUACUAAGACAGUACGUGAAUUAUUGUUUGAUGGCUAUCAUGAUGAAUUGCUCGAGUUAGUUAACAAAUUAAAUGUAACUAAAGAUUUACCACUUUCUAAAUUCGGUUGGUUUUACAACCGGAACAAUUCAGAAACUUAUGAUGGAACCUUCAACAUGCUGACGGGAUCAUCAGGUUUGUGGAACACGGGAAUACUUCAGGAGUGGAAUUACAGCAAUAAAUCAAAGACAUUUAAGCACGAAUGUGGCUCAAUAAAUGGCACACUAGGUGACAUAUGGCCGACGAACGCUGAGAAUAAGUCGGUUAAUAUUUUCGCGCCAGAUGUUUGCACUCUACUGAACCUGGACUACAGCGAGCAGCAAGAACACGAAGGUUUGGUUGGUAAAAAAUAUGUUUCUACUGCAAGGAUGCUUGAUAAUGGUACCAAUGUGCCAUCACGUGCUUGCUACUGUCAAGAUGUCGAGUGUCAGCCCAGUGGUGCGCUCAAUGUGUCAUCAUGCAAAUUUGGCGCUCCCGCUUUUAUCAGCUUGCCGCACUUUUAUCUCGCGGACCCGAGUUAUCUCAACGCCGUCGACGGAUUAAAACCCUCGAAAGAUAAACAUGAAUUUUCUAUGCUCAUUGAACCAAAUUUCGGAAUUCCACUCCAAGUUAAAGCUCGCCUGCAACUGAAUUUAUUAAUUCAACCGAUAAAACAUUUGUCAAUAUAUACAAACAUACCGCGUAUUUAUAUGCCUGUGCUGUGGUUCAAACAGGAGGCGAAUUUGACUGAAUCAUAUGGAAAACAAAUUAAAUUUAUUGCUACUCUGCCAUUGUUGGGACACGUGACCUUUUAUGGAAUAGCUUGCAUUGGAUUAUUACUAACAUUCAUCGGAACGGGACUUUUGAUAAAAAGGUUCAGAAAUUCCGACGACAAUCAAAGGCUCAUUCCCAAAACGGAAGUCAAUACUCCGUCAAGUAACGGGUGAUUUUAAAUA